AUGGAUACCAAAGUCAUACAAAGGGCUGUUGCUCCUCCGAGUCGUUCCUUUCAUGUGGUUUGUGCUCCAGGGCAGGCUAAUGGGGGUCCUGAGGUCCUGUAUCCAUUGCCACCAUUUCGUCAAACACCUGGACCCAUCCAAGCAUCUCAGACUUACCUUCAAACACUUAUAUUAGAACACUGGGAUGCUGAGAUCAGGCGCUGUGAAGAGGCAUGCAAAGCGCAACUCUUAGAGCGCAUCCAGGGUCCUAAUACUCACCAAACCUUUGUGAGGGAGAUGAUAGUUGUGCAUUGGAACGCAGAGAAGAAGCAUUGUGAGGAGGCAUGCAAAGUCUAA
Messenger RNA from Suillus bovinus, 336 nucleotides. RefSeq lists its product as uncharacterized. The record is from RefSeq and is a predicted model, not a curated record. The transcript is spliced from 2 exons. Bases 1 to 336 code for a protein of 111 amino acids. Lineage: Eukaryota; Fungi; Basidiomycota; Agaricomycetes; Boletales; Suillaceae.